Molecule: messenger RNA, 1430 nt
Organism: Melitaea cinxia (Glanville fritillary)
Lineage: Eukaryota; Metazoa; Arthropoda; Insecta; Lepidoptera; Nymphalidae
Exons: 2
Coding region: 518-1396 (292 amino acids)
Source: RefSeq, a predicted model, not a curated record
UUUUAAAAUAAAUGAAAGUAAUGAUUAUAUACAUAAAGUAAGUUUUUUUCAUACUUAUUUUCUAUUCAGGUUCGUUUCGUCAAAACCUAAUGACCAAUAUGAUAAUGUUAUAUAAUCUAAUAAAUCUUUAAAUCCCAAUAUCACUAAAAAUAUACAGUUAGUAAUAGCAGAACUAGAAAACCUAAACAAAAAAAAAACUUUUAAAUUGAAUAAUAUAGAAAAAUACUUUAAAGAAAAAUAAUACUGCAACGGCCAAUUAAAAAAAAAAGAUUUUCAAGUUAAGUGAUGAAAAAUAUUAUAGCUUUAACAAAAUACAUGUAUAGCUGUAUAAGUAUGUAAAUAUAAAUAAAAAAAAUAUGGUUUAAUAUGUCAUAGCCUUUAAGUAAUUUUGUACUCGAUUGUACGCAAACGAAAAGAAAUAGUAUUUAAACGUUUUGGAAAUGAAUCGACUUAUAGUUCCAGUGCCUUGAUUCAGCUGUUAACAUUUGAGAUAAUAUCCAGUAAGCUGUUCAUCAAAAUGGUUUCAAAACUAUUCACCAUACUCGUAAUCCUACCGGCGAUCUACGCCAAAAUAAAAAUAGACAUCCACCCCAACGAUGACCAAAAUAUGAAAGUCCAUAUGGCGGGUGUUCACGUGUCCAUGUUGGGAGAAAUGGAUAAAGCCGCUUUUGGUCUCACCGACGAUAACUUAAAACAAGCUCUCACAAACAUGGGUAUGAAACCCGACAACGUUUUCUUGAACAGCCCAACACCCUGGGGCGAUCUAUUCGAAACCAUGAACUGGGAACCCACGAGAAUGAUCUUCGAACCCAAGCGAGCUGAAAUCUUGUCCUCAAAAUCUGAAAAAGUUGUCGUCAAAUCUAGCAACCUUCACAAUACGCACACAGAACCCAUGACCCGCAAGGUUGAUAUGAAGCAAACGUUGAUGAACACAAUCACCUCAAAGUGGAGCAAAGAAGGCGAAUUGGACGUCAAAAAUAUUCACUACAACAUCCACAUGAUGACACCUGAAUCUGAAGAAUACUCAUUCAUUUCCAAUGGUUUGAAGGACAUUGAGAAAUUGGAACCAGUCACUGUCGGUGAUGUGAUGGAAAUAACUUUGGAACCGAAGCAGACUUUGGACGCUGAAUUGCACGUCACCGCUGAACAUAUGAUGGUCAGAGUGGAUUUCGAGGCUAAAUUAGCUGGAACCGUAGCUUUGAACUUUGAUAACACGUACGAAGGCCACCGCUUCUGGUCUGUCGAUAUUAAUACUCUUUUGACUGCCGGAGGUAUGAAGAAAGUGAUGCAUUCUUCCGAGUUUAUUAAUAUUGUCCAGUUUAGGGACGCCAAGGUCUUGGUGAAAGAAGCCACCACUGGCAAAGUUAUCAACUCAGUUCUCAUGACUAUGCAGUGAUUUUGUCUGAAAUAAAAAAAAUUACGCUCUCCAA